ACUGCCUCAACAAUAAGAAAAAAGCCCUCCGUUUCUUAGCUAAAAGCCGCAUAGAGGAGACGAACAACGGGCCGCCUCAACGCCAGGGCGCCGCCGCGUUCUCUCGGAAGUUGCGCGAGUGCGGACGCUCUAGGAAGCUCCGCCGUUUCUUUCUCGGUGGUGGCUUCCGUCUCCUCGCCUGUGUGCGUUAGUUCGGCCGAGACAGCAAACUUGCCGCCAUCAUGAUGAACAGCGGCGGCAUCGGGGUGCCUCUCGGCUUCCCUCUGACCCCUACUUCGGUUAUCCAAGUCACCAAUUUAUCAUCGGCGGUCACUAGCGAGCAGAUGCGAACGCUCUUCGGUUUCUUAGGUGACAUCGAGGAGUUGCGUCUCUACCCUCCGGAGUAAGUUGAGGCCCGAGCGGGGCCCUCGGGGCCAUAGAGAAUGGCGGGAAUGACAAUCCUUGAGGCAAGGGGAGAGCGAGAAACGGACCGGAUGCCGCGCCCGCCAUCUUGCUUUCGGGUGCCGAGUGGCUCCCUUCAUAGUAGUUGCGUCAUUGGGCAGUAUCUGUUCUACGAGAAGGAGAAGCUGCCCGUAAUUAAGAUGGCGGCCAGUGACUGUUCCCCCCCCCCCAAAAAAACCUGCCAGUUUCUCCUCAGCCGCAGUCCUUCAGCGUUUCUCUCCUUUUCUCUGGGUGAUGGUUCUGGGAAAGGCCGCGGUUGUGGAGGCGAAAUGCGGGCUCCCUAGAGGCCUAAGCCGAUUUUCGUGCUCCCUCGAGGCUCUCCUCGGCGUUGCGUUUAGCAAAGACGCCAUGUAGGAGAAAUCUGGCUCCUCGGGGAUCCUGCUUUCCUUUCCCCCGAAUCUCGUUCCUUGCACUGCGUUGCAUCCAAGGCUAGGCUAGUGACUAGUUACUCGGGAGUAAGCCUUAGUCACAUCAACAGCGCUUGCUUCCGUGUAAAGCUGCAAUCCUUUGCAUGCAGCUUGGGAACAUAUAUCAUUGAAAUUAAUGGUCCUUACAUUAUAAGUUUCCAAUAAGUACGCAUAGGAAGGGAUUGUAAGGGAUGCACAGUAGACCAUAUUUCUUAACAAGGCAUGAGGGAAAGUUUCGUUUAUUUUACUUAGUGAUUUUAUAUUUUCUGCCUCCCCUCCCUUUCCCUCAAGCACUUGUAAAUGGCAGAGAGAUUUGGGACUACUCAAAUGUGUAAAUAUGAAUGGGAUGUUAGCAGAAUAAACUUUUAAUUGGUAUUAGUGCUUCCACCUUGUGCUUGCUGGGAUAAUAAUAAUAAUAAUAAUAAUUUAUUCAUACCCCGGCCGGGGCUGGGCUCAGGGCGGCUAACACCAAAUAUGAAUUACAAUAAAACGUAAUAGAAACAACAACAACAACAAACAAACAAACAAACAGUUAAUUAAAAGAUGGCUUAAAAUACACAAACAGCCUAGAAGUAAUGGGAAGCCAUUGUUUUUGAUGUGCAACCAGGGACUUGUUUUAUUGUGCACCACUUCUCGCUUACUGAUAUUGAAUCUCUUCUGCCAUUCUGUUUCCUGUUACCUAUUUUGGAGAGAUCCUUUCUAGCUUUUCACAGAUUUCUUGGGAUUUCUUCAAACACACUCCUUAAGAUCUAGUCUUCACAGACUUAAUCAGCAUAUUAUCAGACAAUGUUAUACAAUCCUAGGUUAGUUCUAUUAAUUUAAGCUCAUGGGAGAGCCGACUGCCCCAAGAGUUCAAGGUGUCAACUUGUGCAGAAUGAAGUGGCUGCAUUUGACAAAUACUGAAAUAUUAAAAUGUCCCCAUGAUACUUUGUAGAGUUUAUGCCAGGGUGAUUAAAAAUGAGUGUGCAGAUUCAGCAUCAAAUUCUUCUUAAAGGAAUUGGCUGUAUUUCCAGAAGGAUACCAGCUAUAAAAGUGUUCCACCAUUUCUUAAAAAUCUUAACUGAAGAUCUUAAAGCACAUGCAGAAGUUUACCUAAUGUACAAUUUUAUUUCAUUUAACUGUAGCAUCGGUCAUUUACAGAAUGCUGUUAAAAUAUUUUAGUUACUUGAAAUUAAACAAGAACCUUACUGCUGGUGACAGAAUGUUUCUUUGCUAGUAUUUGAAUUAUUUUUAGGAAAAGAGUUUUAUUUAUAUUCUGUAUUAAAAAGUAAAGACCAAUGCAGAUACAUCAUGAGCUUGAUUGUUAAUUGUGAUUAAGAAGCUGGGUAUAGUAAUUCAGAUUCUAAAAACUGAAUUCAGGGGUUUUUUUACCAUGAUUAAGGCUGCUCAGUGUUCAUUCCUAACCAUGGUAAAGGGUUUGUGUGUGCAUUUGUGAAACAUGCUCACAUGAACUAGAGAACCUGUAGGUGGAUAUAGUGCAGUUUUACAUCCUGAUCCCUUAACUGUAGUUAAUGGAUAAGUUAGAGUUAUAUUUGUACCGGCCUAAAGUAAUCUGAUACUAUGUGGGAAACAUAUUUCAGUUUUCAUGUUCUGUAGGUCUGUAAUUUAUAGAAUUACAUUUGCAUUAAUAUUUAUAGUUGCAUAAGACUAGCAAAAAUAGAUCAAAACUACAGCAUCUAAUUGGUUUUCUUUUUCUUGCAGCAACGCACCACUUGCUUUUUCCUCCAAAGUAUGUUAUAUUAAGUUUCGGGAAUCUUCGAGUGUUGGUGUGGCCCAGCAUCUAACAAACACGGUUUUUAUUGACAGAGCUCUGAUAGUUGUGCCCUGCGCUGAAGGUUGGUAUUUCAGAUUAUACCUUUGUUUUGAUAGUCUCUGUUCUGUCAAUUUGUUGCUUGUGUUUUUUCAGCAACUGGGAAGGCGUUGAAGCUAUUACUUAUCUUGCUUUUCUUGUAAUAAAAGCGAAUUUGGUAGGAAGGAAGACACUUUCUUUUUAAAAUUUGUAUGGAAUUUAAAAAUAUAUUUUGCAUUAGGUUUGAAAUGUGUGGGCAUUUUCUCUUAUGAAAUGUGGUCAUGUUUCAUUUAUCUUUUGCAAGGAUGAACAUUUGCUUCUUUCACUAAAACUGCACACUGACAACUUCAUCCUAAAAUUGUCCUAGCCAUCUGUCUGAAAAGGAAUGGGCAACACAGAUGGAAGUGAAACUACAUCAGAAAAUUCCAAUCACAUAUUCACACAUCUCUGAUACAGUAGGAGCUAGACCCUACUUUCUUAUUUUGGUUGUAAGCUAGGAUUCUCAGGAUUCAAAAACAAUUGUAGUGAAUUACUUGGGUGGGCUUAAUUUGAGUAAUGGUAUAUCCCAUCCUAAUGACUCAUUAGUAAUGCAUUCCUAAGUUUGAGUUGUUAGUGAAUAACUGGGUGGUUCUCUAGCUUUAAUGGGAUCGUAAGUAUGCCUUUAUGCUGCUUUCACAAUUGUGUAGCAAAUCACCAUGUAAUGUUAAGGAUGGCUUCAGCUGCUCAGAUAAUAAAUGAUAGAGCUAGUAAUAGCUUUGGGUCUGUUAGUUGCAUAGGUAUAUAUCUGAAUUCCAGUUCUCUAGUCAUAGUUUAGAGAGGACAAAAUUCCGUCAGAAUACCUUGCACAUGUGGGAAGGGACAGAGAUAGGGAAUUGUUCCAGCAGAACCUAGUUGGUAGAAAGGAAGUGUCUCAGAAGCAUCAGCCAAGAUCCACAGGUGCAAUUAACUCCUGUUGUUCAGGUAGAAGUUCAAAGGUGAUCUUGGCCAGUGAACAGAAGGGAAAUGAAAGGGAGUAAAUAAAACAAAAUUCUAAAGGUGGUCUUGUGAGCCAAGAAUGGAGGUCAUUAACUCAAGAUACUUACAGGCUUAGAGUAUGGGAGGAAUUUAAACUAGUACCAAGAAUAUUACUUUGUGAGCACAAGCAUUUCUGUGCCCAGUGCACUGUUCGGGGAUUCUUCCCAAACCCCCAAGCCAAUUUCAGGUGCAUACAUUGUGGCGGGGGAGAGGGAGAGGCCCAUUGCACUAGUGGAAAUGCUUGUGCUGUUGUCUGCUAUCAGGACCGCUUAGUUGAAUCCAUUCCUAUGCGUUCAGAACAUGUAUCAAACAUUUAUUGUGGACGUUAUGGUACUAAGCUUUAGGGUUUCAAUUCCAAAACAAAUAAAAACAGUGCAGAUAUAUAAACGUAUCCUUGUAGUAGAACUUUCCUAUAACAGAGAAAGGGAAUACAUUUAUUGAAAUUUAUUGACCCUUAUUUCUGCUCUCUAUCCUGAACAGUUUUCAAGAAUUCUUGGGUAUUUUCAGAAUUAAUAAAACCUGCAGUCUUUUUUCUUACAUUCAUAACUAUGUUACAUUAUCAUUACCCAGUUACAUUGCUAAUUGAAAUGUUUUAUUAUGAUAAAUUAAUAUGACUUUGGUGACAUAAUCUCAAAUGCAGUAGAAAAGGUGUUUCUGUGCCACAUCACAGGCUUGAGUGUCAGGUCUUCUAGCAAGAUUGUUUGAAGUUGUGGAGCACCACUGACAUGGCUUUCUGCAGCCUGGAGAGUGCCUUUCUGUGGACCUCAGAAUUUUCUUUAGAAAUAUUGAUAUAUGGCUCUUCUGAUUGUGGAAAUGUAAUAUGUGCUAAAAGCACAAAAAAUCAAAGAGUUAUCUGCUGUUUGAGAGUUGGGUUUCUGUGUUCUUUACUUACCAUUUCCUUUUCUGCACUUAAACUUAAAUGAUGUUCCAUACAUUUUGUUAAAAUAUAACUAAUUUGUUAAAUCUUUGCUUUAGGACUGGGUAAUGUUCACAUGUAGGGCAAUAUCUAACUAAGUUGCUCCAUCACAGCAAGGUAGAUGACUUGUGCAACUGACCUUCUAAUCACCUGCCUGCCAUGCUCCCUAAAUCUAUUCCUCCACCACUCCAGGGCAGAUUUGGAGAGGGCACUGGAUACAUGUGGGGAGGAAGUUACGUUACACAAGCAGAAAUCUUUGUGCUGGUGAAAAGAGUUAGUUGGAUACUGCCCAUACCAUCCAGUAUGGAGUUUUAGUAUAAAGUGUGCAUGACACUACAGUUCUAUUCUUAGUAUAUAUGUUCCGAGAAACAAAACCUCUCUUCUUCCCUCUGGCAAAGCAGGAAUACAUGCAUUUCUGGAGUAGGAUACAUAAGGACAAAAUUUUCAGCGGUCAAUUCUAACGCCUUAAAAGUAUCAUUAACCAAUCAGUUAUGCCCUUUGUUUUAGUUUUCAGUAGUUUUCAUUUGUGGCUCUGAGUUGGUUCUUAGCAUGGUUUAUUCAGGGACAGGAAUGGCACCACUUGUUGGCAUCCGUCUGUCUGGAGAGACAGUGGAGUGCACCUCCAGGGGUGAAGUAAAACCGCUGUAUUAGCAGCACCAAAGUGACCUCCCUUGGGUGCAAGCCUGGGCAGUAUGUUUGGAUGUCCUGGGCUGCCCAGACAGCAAGACCUCUUGGCCUCACUGAUAUGCUGAUAGGAAAUGCACCAAAGCACUGUUUUAUCCCAUUUCUGGUAUACCCUGACUCUAUAGUGAUAUAGCUAGGUUUAUUGUGGGGGGCCUCAGACUCAGACAGCAUGGCUUUAGUCCAACAGCAUCUGGGGAGCCACAAGUUCUCUACCCUGGUGUUAUUGGAAUAGUUUCACCAAACUAAAACCAAAUUUCUAAAGUCAAGAGAGUAUUUGAAGGUUACCUACCUUUAUCUGAGAUUGUUAUUCUUUGUUUUGGGACUGAUACUUUGGGCAUGGAGAAGAACAGUUUUUAUAUUUUAUACUUGCCUAUCUGAUAACAACACUAUUACUGUACUAAGAACAAGUGAGUGUCCUAUGCUACCCCCCUUUCAUGGUCUUUCUUCUGCUCUCUUGUAACUCCCAUGAGAGAAGAAUAGCUAAGCACAUGAGAUAACUAUUUCCAACUGGUAAAGGUAAUAAAAUCAACCCUCCAGCUGGAAAGUGGCUGGUGAGGAAGGGCUACCCUGGGGACUAUAAAAAAGAAGACCCUUCUUCCUUUUGUUUCCUUGUACCCGACUACUCCAGGGGGCUUGGUGGUGCUCCUCUACCCUGUUAUUUCCGCUGAUAAGUUGUUGGAAGACAGGGUUAUGUGCAAUAAAAUAACACACAAACUUGUUUGCAUUCUUACACAGAGCUUACACAAUGUUUAAUGCAUGCAAGUUUACACCCAAAGGUGACUUGCAGGAGAGACACGAUGUCAUAAUGAAAUAUCUAGAGUCAAUAAUAAAUAGAAUAAAUACAUAUAUACAUAGUGCUGAUCAUUAAUGCUGUGUUUGGGUACAGUUUACAAUUCUAGAAAGCAUACAUUACCUAUUUAAACCUGUAAAUGAAAAUAAAGAACAUGUUAAGUAAUGGACAUCUAUCCUGACAGUGUAAACUACCUUAAAAAUUGCUGCUUGUACAGCUUCUUAAAUAGCACUUACAGUGCAAUCCCACUCAACUAUACUCAAAGAGUUCAAGGUGGCUUACUUUCAGGUAAGCUUGCAGAGGAUUUCAUCCCUAAUUAGGACUGGUAGUCCAUGCAGGCAAGGAAUUUCAAAGAUGUCAUUUUCUGAAGAGGAACAUCUCAACAUAGUUCUCUAAUGAUGUGUUUUUUAGACUAUUAAUAAGAAUUACAAAUGGUUUUAGUUAGAAAAUGCAUAGUCUGGGCAAUGGUUAAAACUUCAUGGACAUCUUCUUUGAAUUUACCUUCGACCAAAUGGGGAAAAGGAGCGGACUAUAAGAGCACUGGUAUAAUGUGCUAUGUUUUAUCUAUGCUUGCCUACUAGUGGCUGGUCUCUCUUGGAAAAUCCAGAUGUUGCAUAACAAUUUUCUUGCGGGAAUGAUAAUUGUCUAGAAACCUGGCAUAGAAGGAUAUUGGGGGUUGGGGUUAAAGAGAAGGAAUUCAACAGCUUUUUUUAAAAAAAAAACUUCUAUUCUGUCUGUCAGAAAUUACUCUCCUCUGAAGGCCCGUACUGGGCAUUAAACUGGUGUUCAAUGUGUAACACAAACACACUUCACCACUAUUCACAUUACUAACCAACAUUGUGACUUCGGCAAAAACAAAAAAAAAAAUCAUUACAUUGUCAAGAUGUGGCCCCUUUCCAUUGUAUGUAUAACUGAAAUCUCUCGAAAAAACUUGUUCUGGUUUGAGAGAGGCCAAUAUUGAAAUGUAUCAGAGAUGCCACUUUUAACCAUCAUUCUGAACUUUUUUAUGUCCACAUUUUCUGGAAGAUGGAUUUUGACUAUUAAUUUGGUUUUGUAUGUUUUCUCUGUGUGAUAUUUGUGCAUUAUUAGAUGACUAGACUGGCCAAGGCAGACCUGUUACACUUGCCUGAGUUAGGCAUUGUUUGCCAUGCCACUAAACCUGCCGCCAAGUGACAACUUCAUGGGGGAAUGAGAGCGGAGUCUGGCCUGCAGAAGAUGGACGCCCUGUCUCUGUUUUUAUUAUUUUAUUUUGCUUUCUUUUCUCUUCUUUUUGUUAAUUUUGUCCCUUUUUUGCUUUAAUUCUUUCAUUUCUACCUGUGAGCUGGUUCUUCAGUUCUGUAAAAAUGGUGUUCUGUUACAAGAGUUCAUGAUUCAUUUUAAACUUGACCCUAUGAAAUUGUUCAUAGAUCAACCAAAAAUUCCAGAGUUUAGACUUUGUAGUUAGAUUGUAGAUAUAAUCCUAAACAUACAUAGUUAGAAAUAAAAGAUGAAUAAAAUUAAUAGGAAUUACUUCUGAGUAAAUCUGGCUAGAAUUGGAUUAUUUGAAAAGUGAAGUGAUCCAUUUGUUUCCAUUGGCUCAUAUUAUUGAAGCUUUUAGAUAUAUGUGGCUUUUCCGGACUACAAUCUGAAGACUGUCCUCUGAAAAUACUUCCCCCUCCCUUCCCAGAAGCUCUCUUACUAAGCAACCAUAGCAAGUUGGUUUCCCAUAUCUAAAAAGAUAAUGGCUCCCUUCACAUGUUCACUGAGUUGUUUGGGAGCCACUUUCCCACUGUGUUCUUGGUGGCAGUAUGUAUAUGAAUGCUGAAACCAUAUGACAGAGCUCUGUGAGGAAAAUGCUUCCACAUGGUUGGGUGAGUAUGUGAACGGGGGGGACAUUGUUUUUUCAAUACCUAUACCUGGCCUGUUUAAUUGGCUGUCGUAUUAUUUAUUUUGAAAAUAAAUAAAUAAAUAAUACUAAUAUUCUUAAUUCAUUUCUCAAAAAAUAGGAGAAAGCCUGAAUGUGAAGUAUUGACCAGUGUUUGUUUUAUAUACUGUCUUCUCUUUACUGUAGCAUUCUAUGGGAAGACGGCAAGCAGGACUAAUUUUUCUCUUGAGUUGGCUCACGCUUAUGGCAUACUCUUAGAUACAGCAGAGGCACAUCAUAGAAGUGUUUUCAUUGUCAAGUUUGAAUAUUUUCUGUGUAAAACUCAAGAAAAAUAUCAACAUUCUUCUGUUACAUUUCUCUGAAGUAGAGAUGAGCACAAAUUGAUAUUGUCAUCUCUUUCAUUGCUCUCUUUUUCAAUAAAGAAUUUUGAAAUUUCUGGGAAUUUGAUGUAAGCAGCCAAGGAAUUAUAUUGUUAAAAAUCGAUCCUCCUGAAGUUGCUGAUUUUGCUAACGAGCCAAAAUUUAGAGUUAUUCUAAGGCCACUUGAAUAUAUUUUUUAAGCUAUAAAGAUUACUUCAAGUGAGGGUAAGACACCAGAGGUUUUAAACUGACGCAAGUAAAUUGACACAAAUAAUUAUAGUGAUCAAUCAGUUUAAAAUGACAUGGUCUAGCUCUGAAUGAAUGCGAAGUGUGUAUGUGUGUGUGUUUGCGUCUGCGCGUGCACGCUUCAUAUCAUUGCUUUUAAGAAUGUCAUUUUAGCCAUUGACAAUGCUUAGUGUUUUAUACAUAGAAAGGAGUUUCAACAAAUAUGGAUCUCUUUUGUGGAGAUUGAAACUACUGAAAUAUGUUUUUAUUUUUUGUAGACUUUAACUCCAUUCAUCACUAAGCUGAGAAAUGUAUAGAUAUAUGUAUAGUUAGGAACAAAAGAUACUUUUUAGGUAAAGAAUAGUUUUGUUGCAGAGAAGUAGUUGUGUGUGAAACUAGUUUUCUGGAUUCUAGUUUACGUUUAGUAGUUUUGUUCUGAUCAGAAAUAGAAUUUUUGAUGUUUCAGUUUUGAUGAUGAGUUUUGUUUUCUAGUAAAGUCUGAAAAAGGCUUUACUUGUAGUACUUAAGCUUGGAAGUGGUCUUAUUUAUUCCCAUUGAUUUUUAUCCAUGUAUUAUCUUAAUCUUGAAGCAACCUAUCAGAACACUGAUGUACUUGAAUUUUAUUGUAGUCGAGAGACACUGGCUAAUUCAUGUGUACGUUUUAGACCAUAAUUUGGUUCUUACACAUGGGCCUUGUAUCUUGCCCAAGAAAAAUCAGGAAUAAUUGAUCUCUAUCUGGAUAAGAAGCUAUUAGUAUUUUAAUUGUAAUGCUUUAUUGCUGCCUUAGUAUUGGCUUUGGUUUAUUUUGUAAUUAUAUUCUUCACAAACUCAGAUUGCCUAAGGAAGUUGAAAAUCACAGUUUAGGUCUUCAGGCAGCUUCUAACACCAGAAACUUUCUGAAGCGUAGCAACCUUCCAGAAGUUAAUGCAGUAGUUCGAAAGUUUGCCCCAUAUUAUGUCUUUGAUUGUCUAUGGAAAUGAGGACUGUAGCAGUAGGAGAGGGGGCAGAUAGGAUGUUAGUGGGCAGGGGUCUAUCUCUCUCUCUUUGGAAAUGUCAUUAAAACACCAGGCGAUUUGAGGGCUCAGUGGCUUAGGUUGGUGGUUGUUACUUUGACGAGUAACACUUAGUGUUCAGACAAAGGUGACUUCUAGGCAGAGUGCUUUGCCACGUGCAGGUAAUAAUUUCUGGUCAGUUUUUCAAAUAAUUCUGGUUUGUGUGUGUUAGAAUUUUUUAUGGCUUUUUAAACUCAAGUUGCUGAAGCUUAAAUGGAAAUCACAAUAUUUAGCAGCUCUUAGGAUAUCUUAAGGAAAGACUAAGUGGGUUAGAUUUAAAGCGCACUUUAGUCAAGUUCAUAUUAAGUAAUAAUCCAGUGCAGGCAGUGGUUGAUUAUAAUUAGUACUAAAUGUUGGGUUAAGAUCCCAAACAUAUAGUGACAUUAUUGUUUAUUUUACUGAGGGUCAGCCAUGCUUCCAGAGAAAAUACAUAGGGAUAUCAGCAGAACUUAUUGUCACCUAACAAAUAAAGAUGCCGGACAGGUAGUCAUACUAUCUUAGUUAUGUUUACGUGAUGAAGGUGUAGUGCUUAACAAUGGUUUAGACACUCAGACAUAAAUGCUUAUGUCUGCAUUGGACCAGUGAGAUUGAACAAAUAUUUUGGUAAAUGCCUCGCUACCUCCGGAUGUUAAGGAAACUGGGUAGUUGAAGUACCUAAGCUAAAAAUCAGUGCGGUUCUAGGUUUCUUGCCUUGCUUGAGUUGUUGUACUGGACUGACAAAAGGCAGUCAUCUGGUAACAUUUUUCACUCAGCUAUUUUAGCAGACAAAAAGGGCUGAUUUUGGUUAGCACACUCCUGUUUCCUCUUUUUUUUUCCUUUUGACUGAUUUGGUUAUUUGCCAUUUCUGGGGAUUAAACUUUAAAAAAUGUUCUUCUUUUCUGUAUCUGAUGUUCUGUGUGCUAUUAGUGAUGCAGCCAACACGAACGGUUGUCAUGUGUAACACAACUUUCGAUCACCGUGAAAACAACGUCCUGCGAAAGCGUCCAUGCUUGAUAUCGUUUGGUUCAUGAACAUUAAGUUUCCAGUACAGGUGACCCAUAGCUCAAAGUGUUAAAUAAUUGUCUACAUUGUUCAGUUUUUAAAGUAAUAAUCCGGUAAUGCUAGUUUUGCUCACUUGUUGUUCCUAGUGGAGCAGGGGCAAAGGAAAAACUUGGAAUUAUUUUCUUUUUUGUAAGGCUCUCAUAGAUUGAUUUUUUUUCUUUACUAUUUUUAAGUUGAAGGGUGUUGGUAAAAAAAAUAAAAUAGAAAAAUAAAACUUGGGAGGUGGCGUUACUUUUAGUAACAAAAAUAUUUGCUUCUUCAGGUAAAAUUCCAGAUGAAGCCAAAGCCCUCUCCCUCUUGGCUCCUGCUCCUACAAUGACAAGCCUGAUUCCUGGUGGAGGGUUGCUUCCUAUACCAACACCACCCGUGAGUUCAGUAAGUAGAUAUUCAUGUAAUAAUUCUACUCAAAGGGGAUGCAGUCUAUUCAGUUCUGUUUUGGGUACAUGUUCCAUUACAUUGUAAUGAUUGCAGUAAUUGUCUUGAAUCUGAAAUUAUUCAAUUAUUUGAAAUUAUUAGGACCAGUCUGAAUGUCGCAACACAAUGAGCAAUAUCUAGAGUUCUCCAGAACUCUUUGUCAGGCUGAAUGUUAAGCAAAAAAGAAAAAAAGUUGGGGGGGGGAGAAAGUUGGCAUAAUGUUAAAGCUACAGCAUCUGUAGAUUGAAAUAAUUUUAAAAUGGACUCCAGGUGUUGUUGUGCACUCUUAGAUUUACUAUCUUCUGGGUGCUCAACUUUCUAGAAUUGAAAUAGGACUGAAGUAGCUAUGCAAUAAUGCUUUCGGUAAACAUAGAAGAGGACUCCUCUUCUUAAGACAUAUUAGUGACAGUGUAUAUAGCUUUUUACAGUUGCUUUCCUUUUACCUGGUCUGGUCAGCCAAGAUGGUUUGUGGUCACAUAUCAAACAGCAGGUUUUAGGACUGGUGCUAACAGUCCUAAUUUUUGAGGUGAAUUUAAUUUGAAUCAGUCCACAGUGGGAGGAAAACUUUUCAUACUUAUUUCUGUAAAAACUAUCCUCUGUUUUCAGAUUGGUAUUUCUCUUGGUCCACUGGGUGCGAUACCAGCAGCAGCGUUGGAUCAUAAUAUUACAGCCAUUGGAGACAUACCGCAGCCGCCCAUUAUGGGCAAUGUGGAUCCUUCCAAGAUUGAUGAAAUUAGGAGGACUGUAUAUGUUGGAAACUUGAAUUCCCAGGUAAAUGUCUUUGCUACAGUAGAUGCAUUAAUGCAGGUGUGAGGAACCUUUGGCCGUCCAGGUGUUGCUGAAUUACAGCUCUCGUCAGCCCCAGCAAGCAUGGCUAAUGGCCAGGGAUGAUGGGAACUGUAGUUCAAUACCAGAAGGGCCAAAGGUUCCCCACACCUGCAUUAAUGGAAAGUGUAGCUUUAUAUUCCAUGGCUUGAUAGCUCUGAUUUUGAGCAAACUAAAAGAGCAUCUGCUGCAUCAGCCUUUCCCUGAUGCUGUGUACAGAGGUUAGUUACAGACUCUAUACAGCCUGCAAGAGCUUGAAAAUGAUUACUUUUCCUCCCAACUUGUAUAGUAUGGUGCUGUGCACAACACACAGGUCACAAGGCCCCUCUCAGAUGAUCUAUACCAGAAGUUGCCAGUAUGAUCCCCUCCUGAUGUAGUUGGACUACAACUCCCAUCAUACCUGACCAUUGGCUAUGCUGUCUGAGACUGAUGGGAGUUGUAGUUCAAUAAAUAUUUCAAGGGCACCAUGUUGGCUCUUCCUGGUUUAUAGUCUGCAUUAGAUGGACAGACCAUGCAGUAUGGAGAGUGUCAUUCAGGAGUUUACAGUACUGUAGUUGGGACUUGGGUAUCUAUUUUGGCUGGGUCAAAGGAUAUGGGGCAGGCUUAUAAGUGAAUGCACGUGAUGUUACUUGACUGAGCCCUCUUUCUUUCUCUUUAAAGACUACUACAGCAGAUCAGCUUCUUGAGUUUUUUAAGCAAGUUGGAGAAGUCAAGUUUGUGCGGAUGGCAGGCGAUGAGACUCAACCAACACGUUUUGCUUUUGUCGAGUUUGCUGACCAAAAUUCUGUUCCUAGAGCCCUUGCCUUUAAUGGAGUUGUGUUUGGAGAUAGGCCACUGAAGUAAGAAACUGUACAAAUAUUAUCAAAAUAAAUUGGGAGGUAUAUUGUGUGUAAUUACAACCCUGUCCUAUAGAACUCUGCCACAGUUUUAGGAAACUACUGAAUUAUAUAUAUAUAUAUAAAUUUUUUUUUAAGCACAGAAUAGCAUUUCCAUAGCAAUAUUUGCAUGCAUUUUUUAUUUAACUCUGUGCAAGGGCCCUCUGUCUUUACUUAAAACCUAAAUCGUGUUGGCAAACAGAUCUGCUGAACCUGUGUGAAAGGUUUGCCAUGCAGAAGUUGCCUUUUCAAUGGUACUUUAAUCCCAUUACCAAGUACCUGAUAAAGCCUGUUAAUCUGUUUGCCGUUAGUACUUUGGUAGAAAAAGUGCAAUCUUAUUCUUUUUAGCUGUUGCUUGUGUGCAAGCAGAGGCAUGUGCCACAACAGUUCAAGUGGUAUCCUCUGUGAGCUCUACCCUGUUUGCAAUUUAAUACCCCCAGGCUCCAUACUGGUUCCUGUCCUGAAAUAAAGACCACGGGCAACUCCAGCUCUAGAGAUCAGAGGCAAGUUUUGCAAAAUCAAGUAAAAAUUGAGCCAACAAGCCAAUGCUUUUAUUUAUAAAAUUUAUACAACGCUUGAUUGUAAAAAAAAAAACCAAACAUCAAAGCAGUUUACAAAACAGAAAACAGCAAAAUCAAGAAAAAUUUACAACCCAACUUUAAAACAUACAAAAGCUAAAAUACUAAAACAGAUUGAAAUUAAUUAUUUAUUUAGUAAUGGUGAAACAACUAUGCAGGAUAAAAGUGGUCUGGCAUUCAGCAUUUCAAACAGAAAUCUUAAGUUUAAGUUCAAGCAUUUGGAAGAAAACUGUCAAAAUUGUAGUUACCUGUUGUAAUCCCCUUUUGGCUCUUUUCCGUGUUUUGAGAUGGGUGCACUUUGCAAAAUCAAAUACAUAAUAUCCUUUGCAUGGAGCCAGCGAAACACUUAUUUCUUUUGCCUAAUACUGUAUUUAAUAACCUUUGUUAUUUCUAAAGUGACUUGACUAUAAUACAGCACCUGGAGUUUAAACUAAAAAGAACAAAGCUUGCACAUAGACUUCAAAAAGCAACGAGCCUUAAUGAGAAAAGGAGUUGACAGGAAAAAGGAAAGAGAAAGUCUCUUUUCCCAGGUGUUUAACAGAGAACAUAAAUAAAGGUAGAUUUUCCGCCAUCCCUUACCUGCAGGGACGAGGUAUAAUCCAAAGUAGUUGUGGACUUAAGAAUAUGAGGCUUGUGCUGGUCCCCAGUUCUGUGGCUGACUGCACUAUAAAAUGAAUAUUUGGGUGUGAAGUGCAUAUUUUUUUCUGUGCGUUUAGUUCAACUACGUGUGCAUAUGUGCAAUGACGUAUAAACUGAAUUGAUUUUGCUUGUUUAAUUUAGAAUAAAUCACUCCAAUAAUGCAAUAGUGAAGCCUCCUGAAAUGACACCACAAGCUGCUGCUAAGGAGUUGGAAGAAGUGAUGAAGAGAGUACGGGAAGCCCAGUCUUUUAUAUCUGCUGCUAUUGAGCCAGGUAGGAUAUUAUUACUUUCUUGGAAUACGACUAUCUCCACUGCUAGGAUGAAAGUAUCUCUGCUGCAAUGAAUCCUGGUGUAUAUUUAGAAUAGCUUUUUAUUAUUUAUUUUUAGAUAUAGGGAAAGGCCAGCUUGAGCAACAACCAGUGGACAACAUUGUUUUGUGACCCAUCUGUUUUUGAUGGCGUCUGAGAGGUUUUACACUUUACACCGUGAAGAUAGAACUGUUCAUACACUGGGUAGCACUGCUUUCUAUUGUCAAAGUGCUGAAUGGAGUCCUUUUUAUUAACCGUAACAUAAAUGUAUGGGGUUUUUUUUCCUUGUUAGCCCCUCCUUUCAUUAACUCCCUGUCUCCUCCACCUUCUCCCCUGCCAGGUGUCUUGCUGCUUCUUCAGUCUUUUCCUUUCAUCUUGCUACCUACUGUGCUCACAUUCCUGCUUACCUUUUUUCUGUGACCUAAUCCCAUCCAGUCUCCCAACCUUUUCUCUAUAUAUCACAAAUAACAUUUCUGGUUCAGCAGAUCAUGGUUUGGUGAAGUGGGAAUGAAGCAACAAGCUGAAGUUGUUCUCUCUUCCCCACUGCCUUGCACACUCAGCUUCAGAGAAAACUUCCCAGUUUCUUAAACUGGUUUCCUGUGAUAUCUGAACUCAUUAGGAAACUUCAUUGCAGCCACUUCUUUCUUUGUUAGCUCUCUUCUGAAACUGGGCAAGUGCAUGAGAAGAUUCUAGCAGUUUUGGCGAAGGGGAGUGUUGGAGAUAGAGAUCUGGUUCAUCUCUAAUCUUCCUAGUUCAGCAAACUCAUUUGCAAUCCAAGCUUAUAGAGAGCACUCCUCCCAAUGUUCUAUGAUAGCAGUUUCAGAAGAGGUCUCACUGGCAAGAGCUGACUUUUACAUGAUUUUCUAAUGAAUGUUGAAAUAUUUAGCUUGCCAAUUAUUAUUAUUAUUAAUUGUAACAUUUUAACCAGUUAAAAAAGAACAAAUAGCGCUGAUUGACAUGCAGUUCCAUUACCUACCUUACAAGUAUCUGGCACUUGCAUAUCAGAUGCGUUGGGUUCUUUGUUUUUAAAAAGGUGUAUGCUAUUAUUAUUUUUAAAAAAUUCAACUUCCAAAUCCAGAAAUAUCUAUUACUGCUUAAGGGGAAGAUUCAGUUAAUAUUGUUUCCUGACCUGGCUGGCCAGAGUUCAUUUGAUUGAGCUGAUCUGAAAAUCGCUGGGAUUAAAUACAUCUAUCAGUGGAAUAACUUUGACUAAUGUUUGUCAUCCGUAUUCCCAAUCUAUUGCUUCAUUUAGUGAUUGAUUAUAAAACAUAUAUUAUUGAAACCGUUCUGUAGGGGGACUAGGUUUUCAAGCCCCAACUCCUUAAUUGUAAUAGUGCUUUGGCAAUAAAAUACAGUGCUAUUAUUUGUGUUUCUGCAUAGUUUUUCAAACUGCUUUAUUGGAAUUUGUGUUUCUCUCUGAAGUGAGUUUUGCCAAACAUGUUUUAAACUUGUGCAUUGUGGCGGCAACAUAAAUCCCAUUCCUUAUUUAGCUAGCUGUUUAUAAUUAUCUGGUUUAUGUGUACUGCUGCAGGAUGGCUGCACUCAACGAAUAUAUGCAAUGACUUUCUUGGAUGUUUCUGAAGGAUUUUUGCAAAGAAGGAAGAUGUGCAGAGAGUAGGCCCCUUGCAAUAUAUGUGGUACAUUCCACUUGUGCCAGAUUGUUAGCUGGGAUCUGUAAAUAUUCUGAGCUUACACUGCAAAGUCGUUUUUUCUCUCAGAGUCUGGAAAGAGCAGUGAAAGGAAAGGUGGUCGGUCGCGCUCCCAUUCACGUUCAGUAUCCAGAUCUAGUUCAAAAUCUCGAAGGAAAAGAUCACACUCAAAACGCAGGUAAAAUUCUCACGUAUAAAAUCCUCUGAAAGCAACAGUUGACCUGUCCCUUCUCUGUUUCUUAAGGAAAUUCAAUUUAAGCCGUUAAUACAAUUUGUGGAUGGUUGAAAUGAAGAACUGUUUUGAAUUUGAAUUCCUUAUUUUUCAUGGCAAGAUGGCAGCUGUAGUGAAACAGUUUCGGAAAUGGUUACAAAGUAAAUCAUGCUGAAUCCAGAGGACAAAAUCUAUCCGUUCUUCCAAGAACCCCUGUGCUUCCACCAAUAACUGCUUUUGGGUUUCCUUUUCUCCUUUGGGGAGCAAAAUGAAGGCGUUCUCUCUUAGAAGUUGGGCUCUUGAAACGAUGCCUCACUGCUGCUUCCUCCGAAAACCCAGUUGGGAAGAGGGAGAAUCCACACACACACUUCCACUGCCUGUUCAGUUUGUGGAAGCGAUAGCUUUCUGCAAAACCCCAACUUGCAGAAUUAAAAGCAUCUUUCCUUUAUUGAGAAUGGAGCAGAAAAAAGAUAAGUGGUUUUGCUUCUGCAUAUUGGGCUUUUGCAGAAAGGGGCAGCUAUGCCCUUUACAAAAAUUAAUGGAAAGCUAAGAGAACACCUUUUCCCCAUCUUUAACAUGUCACAUCACUCAAAAUAUGACGCUGCUGUCUGUGCUUCUGAUGUUUGAGGGAGAAAAUCUCAAUGUCUUUAGUUUAUUAGGUAACUGAUCUGUUUCCCCUUAAUUUUAGCCUCACAGUAUAGCACAGUUUUUUCUAGUUGUUAGGGUUUUGAAGAGAAGGCACAAGCAAAAUAAUGUGAGUUCAACACAAUGGAGAUUUUGAUAAUAAAGUCAAAAUAAUAAUAAAAAAUCAGAAGUGACUGAAAUGGAUACAAUUAUAAAAACACAUCUUACAUUAUACAAGGAAGGAAAUAGAAAAAAAAAUGCCACCCAAUAAAACUAUAUUUUGGAGGGAUUUUCCACUCCUGUGACUGCAGUGUCAUAUAUUUAAUAUAUAAUCCCACAAUAGGGGUGAAAUCAGAAGGAUCAGUGCCACCCUUAGCUGCUUAGAUAUCUCGGUUUCUCUGAGAUAGCAAUGAACAUAACUUUCAUGAAUUAAUGAGUAUAGUGUGAAGCUUGUUUCCAUUACUAAUCGAGCAGCUACCAGUAACUAUACAUUUAACUGCUUACAUAUAAGAUCCACGUUACCUUUAUAAAAAUUAUACAAAACACAUAAUUCAGGUCUAGGAUCACAUUUUUAUCUAUUAAGUGUCCUGAUUUUUAUAAUCACUUGUUUCAACAAUUCAUGGACUUUGGCACAACUCUAUCACAUGUGCCAAUCAGGUCUCAGUGGUCCACAGCCCUGAUCUUGUAAUGUCAGCCAAACAUGCAUGAAGUUGUCCCUUACCAUACUGUGUCAAUGCUUCUGAAGUUCAAGGAUGGAAAUCUUGGCAACAUGAGUUUUUAGGUAACUGAGGUAGCCCCCAAAUCAAAUGGUCUGUUUCCUCUUAAUUCUUGCCCCAGAGUAUACAGCAAUUAAGUAUCUCAGAUUCAGAUAGUGUUUAGUACGAAUUAUGUCAUACUUAAUUAUGUUUACAUUUUGUGACAUCAAUCUUUGUUUAUCUAAAUAUCCGACAUUGUUUUGUUCUUGUUGCCUCUUCGGUUUACAGGUCCUUUCUUUUAAGCAAAAACACCCACUACCACCUCAAUUCUAAAUCUGUUGUGAUGGCAGUCAUGCUAUUCAGUGGAAGCUUAACACACUUAAGUACAGAGGAGUGCCAUGAUGGUAAUAAGCAAUGGAAGUACUUGAUUUAAAAGGGGCCUUCUGUGUAGAGUGUGCAGUGCCAUUCACUAGUUUCCCAGUUGCAGUACUGGAUCUGAGAACAUGGUUUUUUAAUGUGUUUUAUCUCUCUGUUCUUCUGGUCAAUGCAAUAACAAACAUUAAAAUCACACAAUGCAAGGAAACCAGAAUAAGUAUUUGAUCAGCAUGCUGAGCAGUAUAUUGGAUGAGGUAGGUAACAGUUUGAAAUAUCUCAGUGGAACAGCUUUGUUACUUCUGUUGGGUAGCCUUUACUGUCUAGCCAGCAACCAGGGUGGUUUGAAGCCAAGCAGGUCUGGCUAGUGCCUGAAUAGCGGACCACCUGGAAACAACAUCUAUGCUGCUUCCAUGAUAGAAGAAAGGCAGGAUAUAAAUGUAAGCAAAUAAAUGAAAUACAAAUUUUGUUUGUGGAAACUUACAACAGAACGUUAGCUCCACUUCAAAUCUCUAGCAUGCAUACACAUUCCUAUUGCGUCAGAUGAGUAUUGCAAUAAAUAAUGGCACUGAAUAGGAACCCGAGCAAGUUCAGUGAAAUUGUUUUGCAGAUACAUUCAUAAAUGUUUUCCUGUACAAAAUCAUUUUGGGUGAGCCACAAAUGUAAUUUUAUACCCAUUUAGUUCUUAGCUUGCUGGACCUCACUUGGAUCACAAACAACAGCUUCGCUUAAUCCUUUGCGGUGCAUUGUAUAGCUUGGUGAUGAUGACACACAUUAAAAUAUUCAGGGAGCUUUCCAAAAAUAAAUAUUACUGAUGAAGGAGAUGUAUCUCUUGGGGGUAUUCCUUCGGUAUAUGGACCAUUUGAAUGAGCCUCAAUGCUGAAAUGCAGUGUUUCUGUCUCCCAUAUCCCACCCUGCCCCCCCCCAAAUCAUGGGCAUGUUAUAGUAAAUUUAGGCACACAAUCCGAAGAAGGGGUUGUCAUUUAAUACAAACUGCAAACCUUUGUAUGCAUGGAAGCAAAUUUCACGAGAUUCUUCUCCCUCUGAAAAAAGUGGGGGAAGGAGGCCUCAUUAUGGAAUACUUACACCACAUCUUAGUUCUGUAAGUAAUGCUAAUUUGAGGUGGCACUUUGCUGUGCAUUAUUUUAUCAGUUUGAUUGCCUUUCUCAAACAAUUUUGUUUUAGUUACCUUUUGCUAGGAAGCUAAUUUUGAUUUACAUUCUCUAUUUUAUGCCCGUUUUAAAUAUUAUGUUUGAAAAAUUGUAUAUUAUUUUGUACAGUGGAGUGCAAAUUACAAUUUGUAUGGUUUAUAAUAGGGACUGGUGAAACAACGUAGUCCAUAGCAUUUAUCAUUUGCUGUUGCAUGCUAUAGGAGUAGAUCUCGCGACAGAUCCCGCUCCAGCCAAAAGGACAGACGGGACAGAUCCCGCUCCAGCCAGAAGGACAGACGAGAGAGAUCCGUCUCCAGCCAGAAGGACAGACGGGACAGAUCCCGCUCCAGCCAGAAGGACAGACGAGAGAGAUCUAUCUCCAGCCAGAAGGACAGACGGGACAGAUCCCGCUCCAGCCAGAAGGACAGGCGCAGAUCCAAAACUCCACCCAAAAAACGCUCAAAAUCUAAAGAAAGGCUGAGAUCAAGAAGCCGGUCGCCUUCUCGGUGAGAUUCCUAUGAUUAAUUUAUUUCUUUUAUAUUCUUUGUGGGUAUUGAGCGACUUCCUGAACAUUAGAUGUAGGGUUACAAUCUCACCAUAAAAUAGUGGUUUUUGUAGCAUCCCAACAUUUGCACUCCUUCAGUAUAACAAAUAGCUCUAAUUUUAUCUCCUUUUUAUUACAGUGGUGCCUCGCAAGACGAAAUUAAUCCGUUCCGCGAGAGUCUUCGUCUAGCGGUUUUUUCGUCUUGCGAAGCAAGCCCAUUGACGGAUUAGCGCUAUUAGCGCUAUUAGCGGUUUAGCGGCUAUUAAAGGCUUAAAGGCUUAGGGGAUUAGCUGCUAAAAGGCUAUUAAAGGCUAUUAAAGGCUUAGCAGAUUAGAUAAAGGGGGGGGAAAGCGAAAAAAAAAUCUCAAGACUCGAAAGGUAUUUUCGUCUUGCGAAGCAAGCCCAUAGGGGAAUUCGUCCUGCGAAGCAACUUCAAAACGGAAAACCCUUUCGUCUAGCGGUUUUUCCGUCUUGCGAGGCAUUCGUCUUGCGGGGCACCACUGUAUUUACUUAUUACUUGCUUAAAAGCAUUUCUAAACUACUUAAUGUGUAAAAUAUAAAAACAAAAAUUCAGCCCCCAAAUCAAUAAAACGGUAUAAAAAUCUAAAAACAAAUAAAACAGAUUCAGGAGGUGUUACCCUUCCUUUACUAGAUUUACUACUGCUCUACUAGAUGCUCUUCUGCAAUCCUGAAGGUAUGCUUGAGGGUGGGAAGAAGCUCUUUAGUUGACUUUAGUUCUUUUUUUUUAUAAUUAUUUUUAUUAAGGUUUUUUUUGGGGGGGUUACAAGGUACAUACAUCAUCUCUAUUAUCAGAUCAUGAAGUCUGUUCUACAGAUCAGUCAUUUAAUAUGAGACUUUGAUGUUGGUUGGUGGGGAGAAAAGAUGUAGGGGUAGGAGGGAAGGCGGGGUAGUAAACAUUAAUUCUUUUACAUAGUAUAGGUGUGAGGUUUUUGUGUCAGCAGUUGACUUUAGUCUUUUGUUGUAAUGAAUGCUGCACAGUUUAAAUUAAUGUUUUCAUUUUACAGGGAGAAGAGGAAGGAAAGCAAAGAGAGGAUCAGAGAGAAGGAAAAGAUUAGUAGAGAAAGAGACAGAGAGAAGGAAAAAGAGAAGGAUCGAGACAAGGAUAAAGACAGGGGCAGGGAGAAGGAAAGGGGCAGGGAGAGGGAGAGGGACAAAGAGAAGACCCAGGAUAGAACCAAAGAUCGUGCAAAAGAUAAGGACAAGGAUCGGGAGAAGGACAAAGACCAAGAGAAGGAAAAAGAAAGAGACAAGGAGAAAGUGUCAGACACAGAAAAAGACAAGGCAGAGGAUCUGGACAAAGUCAGAGAGAGGGAAAAAGAGACAGAGACUGAGAAGGAGGAAGACAAGGAGAAGGAUAGCAAAGAACAGCUAAAAGGAAAAGAGGAGGACAAGGAGAAAGACCAAGAGAAAGAAAAAGCAGAGGAGAAAAGCAGUGAAAAAGAAAAAGAGAAGGAAGCAGAGAAGCCAAAAGAUAAGGACAAGGAAGGAGAGAAGGCAAAAGACCGAGAUAAGGAGCGGGAACGAGAGAAAGAAAAAGAGAGAGAUGAAAAAAGGAAGAAAGAAAAGAGAUCCAGGACACCUCCCAGAAGCUACAGUUCCUCAAGAAGAUCACGAAGUUCCAGCAGGUUCACUUUUUUUCUUAUAAUUUUGUCAUGCUUUGUAGAUUUAUUGCUUCUGUUUAUGAAAAACUUUUGGGGGGGAAACGUAUUCAAAUCAGUGUAGAAUAAAUCAUGUCUUUAGUAUUGCAAAGAAGAAGAAGGGAUAAAUACAGUAGGCUCAUGUUCUAGGAGGUGGCGUGCGGGGUUUGCACAUAAAGCCAAAAUCGUAUACAGGGAGAACAAGCUCUGCACUGCUCCCACAUGACCAUUUCUACCUUUCCGAAGCCAGUAAGCUAAGUGGCCCUUGUCCCCUUGGGAGGCUCUUGUGCGGGGUCUAGAGACUCUCACGAGAUCUCUGCCUUGCGUGCAUUUAAUUUGUGUGAUUGCGGACUGAGCACGUAAGGCUGCUUAGGGGAAAUCCUGAGGUUUUCAGAAGUGCAAAAAAUCUUUAUGGAAAAUCCCCCUAAGGUGGGGUGAAUUGAGUUUGCCCAGUGGCCAGUGAAUGCUGACAAUUGGGUAUGGGGGGAAAGCAGAAAGGAGGUAGAAGGGGAAGGCAUGGCUGGCUGACUAAAAACAGUGAACAGGAGCUCUCCACACUGCAACAUUUUGUUACAGUUCCCACUUGUGAAUUGUAAUUUCCAACAUUAAUCUUUAAUUACUGAAUCCUACAGAGAUAGACGGAAGCGGAAGAGCCGAAGUCCCUCAAAGUCUCCAAGAUCAUCUAAAAUUACAAAAAGGAAAUCCUCUCGAUCUCCAUCUCCAAGGAGGUAAGUGUAUAGCUCUAUCACGCAAGGUCCUACAGUAUACACUGCAGGCUCUCCCCAGUGCACACCUCACUCUAUUAGUGGUCAUUUUACUAGAAUGACAAGAAAUUGGGGUUGGUACACACACAUGCAUCCUGGAAAUACUUAUAUUGAAGUGUGCUGCAUAAAAUGUUAAACUCAAAUUAUAAGGAAAAGAGGGGAUGAGAAUAUUAAGACUGGCAUUUGCAUGAGCUGGAAUAUGGAUGCACUUUUGAUUUCUUUGUCAGUGGAAAAUUACUUUCAGUAGAGCUGAGUAUGUGGAAAAACUGCAUUAUACUUCUGAGAAAGCAUCAAGCAGUUUACAAAAUAGCAGUUCAUUCCUGCUGGAUAAUUAUUUUACAUUCUUAUAGCACUUGCAUGUUCAAAAUCUUCUUACAUAUGUUGUCCUGGGAAGCCCAGCCAGAUGGGCAGGGUAUUUUUUACUAUUACUAUUAUUAUUAUUAUUAUUAUUAUUAUUAUUAUUGCAAUAAGAUUAUCCCAGUAUUGCAGCUGGGGGAAUGAGGCUAAGAAAACUAGUUAGUUGCCUGAAGCCACCUGCCGCAUCUUUAGGCAGAAGCAGUAUUUGAAGUGGGCACUUCGAAUUCAUGGCUAAGACUGCAGAAUUAUUGGCCCCAUAAAGCUGGAGAAAGGAGACAGAAACAUCAGAAAAAACUUUCUGACAGUAAGAGCUGUUCAACAGUGGAACGGUCUCCCUCGGGAGGUUGUGGACUCCCCUUCCCUGGAAGUUUUAAAGCAGAGGUUGGGUGGCCAUCUGUCCUGGACGCUUUAGCUGAGAUUCCUGCAUUGCAGGGGGUUGGACUAGAUGACCCUCAGGUCCCUUCUAACUCGGCAAUUCUACAAUUCUAUGAUUCUAAGCUUGUUUUGGCUCUCUGCUUUAAUCAGCAAGUACAAAACAUAAACAAGUAGGUUGCAAUCCACAUUUUGCACGAAAGAUGAGCCAGGGACCAUCUCUCCCUCUCUAUUCUGCCAGUGUUGGGAAUAAGGUUCUGGCUUGUCUUACUUGGCUAGUUUCUUGCCAUGGUAGAAUGUCAGACCAUGUUAUUGGCUGCUCCCCUCUGCCCCUUCAUGUGGCAUGUUCAGCAUUUGUGUGAAAGUAUCCCUGUGUGCAUACAGCAGAUGCAUACAGGGGAAUGGGAACAGAGCAUAUAUGACCUUUUUAAUUGCAGCUACUUCAUUCUUAUUUUCAAAACAGAAAUAAGAAAGACAAAAAGACCGAUAAGGAGAGAGACCUGAGUAAUGACAGAAGAGAAAGGGAGCGGUCUACCUCCAAGAAAAAGAGUAGCAAAGACAAGGAUGUUAAAGAGAAAUCUGAUAAAACCACAACUUUGAAGGUAAGUCACUGUGAAUGAGUGAGCAAGCCAGAAACAGGUGUGGAAAAGAAUGCUUGUCAUUGACUGUUUGGAUACCUCAUGCAGUUUCCUCUAAGGUGGUGUUUGGUGAUCAUUGGUUGCUUCUAAAGUGCCUAGCACCUCCAAAGACAUCUUGAUCACUACAGGCUGGGUGGAUGUGGGGAAUCUGAAGAAAAUGUAAAUUACACUGCAGUUGAUGAAUAGGACUAAGUAGACUACUUAGUAGAGCAGUGCACAUGCCAUUUAGCAGUAUGAAGCUGGAAGGUACAAAGUGGUUGCCUGGAGUAAAAUGUCAGGUGCCAACAGCCCACAUGCAUUAUCAGCUCUUGAGAAACAAUAUGCCAAGGCUUGCUCCUAGUGGAGAUCCUUCUUCAGGGUAUCUUUAAAAUAUUACAGAUGAGGGCAACAGAACACAACCAUCACUGAGAUUAUCUGUAGUGCUCUAAUGAAUUGGGGGGAUCCUGCAGAAUGAUUUUCCCCCCUUUUCUUUUGAUAGAGCACCUUUGUUGUGUAGAAUACAUGGCUGGGUGGUGGUGGUUGUUAUAGCAGUGUCAUCUUGUUGGACCGCCUUAUUUGAAAAUCCAAGAUGAUAAGGAGAACAUUCACGGUGUCAUUUCAUGUUAGAGGCAACAAAAUCAUUUAUAUUGGCCCGCACUGUUACUUUCCACUCUGAGCUGUUUGCCUCCUGUCCUCUUAGAACUGGAAUCAGUUCACAAGAUUCACAAAGUAUAGCAGGUGAGGACUACCUCAGCAGAAGAAUCCCAUCUGUUUCUGCUUCAAUACAGAAAUAAGCUAUACCUGCACCACUUCAAAAGUAUCAGGCGUGUUCUUAGCAAAACAAGUCCUCACUGUGUUAUCCAGUGAGCACUUGCAUGUGUGAAAGAGCCACUGUGGAUCGAAAACCACAAAUAAAACUUUGUAUUACUGCACAUUAGCUUGAACACAAAUACUUUUUAAUAGUGUCAAGUUACACAUUGAACUGCAAGGCCUCAAGAAUUGCACGUACUAGGCUUGGCGUAUUCUCAGUAGUAACCCCCUUCCCUCUAGAACUCUUACGGAACAAGAUCUCUUAGUGCUGGUGUUUAGGAAUAUGAGUAGCUGAUCUAGUUUGUUUCCAUCCUUUAUUUGAGCUUGAGGUUCUGGCAUGGGAUUUCUGACUGAGAUACAAAGAACUACUUUGGGACAUGCCUAGUGGAACCUGAUUUUUGUUUGUUGCCAUGGUGUUUGUGGUAGGGUAACUCCACAUCAUUGGGUUUCAUGGCAUUUUCUGGGAGUUCAGCAAAAGAAAUGCAGAGGUUACUUCACCUAGUUCCUAGUCAGGGGUUGGAGAAAAGAAGACCCCCUGAGAAACUUUAUCCUAGUUUUGGUGAAUCAGGAAGAUACAGCCUCCUGGUCCUUCUGAUAGUUCAGGAUACUAAAAGGCCCAUCAUUUCCAGAAACACAGACUUGCAGAACUGGCCUAGACCUCAACACUCCUGUCUCUAAUAUUAGACCUUGGUCCUAGGACUCGCCAGUGCUUGUUCUCCUUUUCCUCUUUCUGUCAGAAAUCCCAAGCUCUAUUUCAGUGAUUGAGGGCCACAUCCUAUAGGUCCUCUUGUCCUAAUAAGCUGUUCUUUAGUUUCUCCCCCAUUGUGUUAUUUAUCCUCCAGGAUUUGCUUUGACCAUCGCUCUGUCAGCAAUGCCUGAUGCCGUAUCACAAACUGCCUUUAAAAAGUCUUUUGAAACUAGAGGAGCACCAUGUCAUAUGGGGGUGGGGAAGAGGCUUCAUUGAGCCUGCAGAAGUAGUUGUGCAAUUUUUUAUACACAGACAGUAAUAUUUUAAUCGGGAAGACAGAUUUGGCUGCUCAUAUCUAUUCUUAACAAGUGGGCAUCUUUAAAAACAAAAUCCUAUAACUAAAGUGAUAUAUACUAAUCUGAAAUGUAUCAGAACGUUAUUUGAUGUAACAUACAUUUCUUACAGUCUUUUUAUUCUACCAUUUUUUGCUUUUUAAAACUUUGUGCAGGAUAAAGAUCUGAGUAAGGAGAACCAGAAUUCUGAAAUUGACAAAGUAGAAAAGGAAGACACACCUCCUGCAGAAGAAGUCAAACUACAACAGAAUGGGAACUGCCAACCAAAUGAAGAAAACCUCUCAGUUAAAACAGAAGAUGUGUAGAGGACUGAAUGGACCUCUGACCCAACUGUGGAAAGAGACAAAGCUUUUCCUCCCCUCCCCCACAACCCACCAAAAGAGAAUAAAAAUUACCAAGCAAUCAACCGGACAUGUUGUGUUGUGCUAGCAGCACUCCGGGUUCUUUAGGUGGUUUGGUCAACUUGAAGAUGAGCAAGAAGCAGCACUGACCAGUAGGAUCUGCUGCAACAAGAGCCAACAGCAUUGGAUCUGAUCAUCUGUAGGAAUCCAUGCAUUUCAGUGAUAAGACUGGUUGACAGCUGUUACAAAUAAGUGGAAAGCUGUAAUCUGUACUACCCACAAAAGUUGCUGGGGAUGCUUUCAAAGUUGUUAAAAUAUUGGUAGUUUGAAUUUUUUUGUUUUGCUUUGUGGGUUUUUAAACUAAACUCAAUGUGAUAUGUUUUGAUAAUGUGCUUGAAAAUGGUGCAGAGAUACACAUGCUUCCCUUGUUGUUGUACAUGACAGUGAUGACAAGUUUUAUCCUAACACAGUUUUACAGUUAUUGUGUUUAUGCCCACAAAGGCAAGUGAAGAUUCUUUAAUUUGUUGCUUGUGACUUUCUUUUUAUAUUUUUAAGUAAUUUCCUUAUAAGACUAAAAGCUUUCUCUUACUAGUAGUUGAUCAAUGCAUGCUAAUGUUCAGAUUCUAGAAAGAACGGCCAUGUUUAUACUAGAUUUCCAUUCUUCCAACUAUAAGCACAUCUCUGUAGUAAUCUCCAAACAACCGGCUUCGUUUUGAGCUAUAUUGUAGUGUGUCCAGUCACCUGCAAACAGGACAGAUACCCAUGACAAGAUUGUUUUCUUUUUGAGUUGGGAUGUGGGAGCACAAGCUAAUGCUUUAGUGCCUUCUUUGAAACACAGAAUAGUGAUUCCUAGGAAUCACAUGUUAUUUAAUUCCCUCUUUGUCUAAUCCUUUAUCUUCUAGAUGGUUCUAUCACAAUAGUAGGUAAGCAUCUGAGAGGUCAGCCUUGUGUGUACUUGGUGGUUAUUUGAUAACAGAUUGAAGAUACGUUUAAAUGGAAAAAAGGGUCAUAGCUGAAAUCAAGAUUCAAGGAUCAUCAUAUAGUGGAUGUGGCCCUGUCUGCAAUCCAGUUAUCCUAUAAAUUAACUAUAGUGUAUGCCAAACUGAUGAAUUGAACAGUUCUAAGUAAACGUAUAUCAUAACCGGGUUGUGGACUGGGUAUCGAAAUCAAAAGUGCCCUUUUAAAAUAGUUAUCUUCUAACACCAGUUGUGAAGCAUGACAAGGACAACUUGCAAGUUCUCCCUGGAGAAGACAUAAAACCACACAGAUUCCUGUUUACUUGUUGAAAAAUAGCCUGUAAGAGAACAGCACCUGACAAAUGCAACUCCUCUCUGAAUUCAUUUCAGCAUUGUAAGACUGACAACAAAAGCUUAGAUAAGAUAAGAUUACACUAAAAUCAAGAAAUGUUUUGAAUAUAACAUAACACAAUCAAAUUGCCUUACCUCACAGGAAAGAGAUGGAAAAGCCAAGUAAAAACUAGCUUUCAUUUUGUGUUCUCUAAAUUGCACUUAAUGCAAAUGUAAACCUUUUAUGGUAAAUGGAAAAAUUAAAACAUGCUGUAAGGAAAUGAAGCCCAUUGAUUGUGACUCUGCUUUAAUAGCCCAUUGUUUUUUGUUAUAGUCAAAAGUUUUUUUUCUCUCCUUUUGGCCUCUGUGUACAUUAAAACUAUAGUGAAUGCUUUACCAUGUAAAGUAUGGACAGUCUUUUUUUUUAUGUUUAAGCCACAUGAAGUUGGCUGGCAAACAGCUUAUUCUGAUAAUAAAGGAAUGACAAAUCUCAUAUGCGUCUUGAAAGACUGAAAGAUUGUGUCUUGGAACAACAGCUGUCAUAUUUAUGAUGUGUAAGUAGCAUAGAGUAAAGAUUGUAUACUUGUUAUCUUUGGUACUAUCACUAAUAAAAUUAAGUAUUUUAGAGGGAAGUUAUUUUUUGCUCACUUUUUAAAGGAAUGCCUGAAAACGGACUGUUUACUAAUGGAGCUAGUAUUUUGACAUGUG
Molecule: messenger RNA, 27421 nt
Organism: Podarcis lilfordi (Lilford's wall lizard)
Lineage: Eukaryota; Metazoa; Chordata; Lepidosauria; Squamata; Lacertidae
Source: the annotation of a GenBank genome assembly